This is a messenger RNA of Schistocerca americana (American grasshopper), 1046 nucleotides long. RefSeq names its product DNA-directed RNA polymerase II subunit Rpb4 (gene Polr2D). The transcript has 4 exons. NCBI's taxonomy places the organism in Eukaryota, Metazoa, Arthropoda, Insecta, Orthoptera, Acrididae. Gene Ontology annotation, molecular function: translation initiation factor binding; nucleotide binding. Gene Ontology annotation, cellular component: P-body; RNA polymerase II, core complex. The record is from RefSeq and is a predicted model, not a curated record. Bases 106 to 525 code for a protein of 139 amino acids. Gene Ontology annotation, biological process: mRNA export from nucleus in response to heat stress; transcription initiation at RNA polymerase II promoter; positive regulation of translational initiation.
ACUAAACAGUUGCACUCGUCUCGUGGUUAGUCGCGGAAAGUGUAAUUUACGAUCCUACGGAGUGUUUGUUUAAUUAAUAAACAGUAAAAACCGUAGUAAGCAAAAAUGGCUAAUCCUGCUCUAAGAGAUAUGGUAGAAGAAGAUGCGGCAGCGUUAGUGUUCCCAAAAGAGUUCGAGAAUGCAGAAACGCUGCUGAUCAGCGAGGUGCACAUGCUGCUGGAGCACCGGAAGGCACAGAACGAAAGUGCUGAGGAGGAGCAGGAAUUCUCAGAGGUGUUUGUCAAGACGCUGGGCUACACCAAUCGCUUUCGAAAGUUCAAGAACAAGGACACAAUUGCCGCUGUACGUAGUCUGCUGGCACAAAAGAAGCUGCACAAAUUUGAACUGGCUUCGUUGGCGAACCUGUGUCCGGAGAACCCCGAAGAAGCAAAGUCGCUGAUUCCGAGCCUGGAAGGGAGAUUUGAAGACGAGGAGCUGCGACAGAUCCUGGAAGACAUCCAGACGAAGAGGAGCCUCCAGUACUGAUGAUUGUGCACUGUGCACUGCAUGUGUUUGGUGCGUGGCUGCCGGCAACGAGUCGCACAUAUGUAUCGUUGUAGGGGAUGAUUGUUCUUUUAAGCAAAGUUUUCUGUGUUGUUUAUAUUCUUUGUUAGGGUUUUUCUGGCAUUUGUUUAAUCGACUUGUAAGUUAUUUUGCCACACAAGUGUGAUUUCAGUUAUUACUGUCAUUCAUUGCAUUUAAAAAAUGGGUCAGCAGAAGUUAGUCUGUAUAAUUACUCCAACUGACUUCCCUUAUUUUGUUACAAAACAGUGAAAUAAUUGAUCAAUAAAUGAACAGACUACUGGAAACUUAAAUUCAAGAAUAGAACAGUAGUCACAUCAGGAUAGUUAGUAAUAGAAACACGCAACUUCCGCAGUUUCUCAAUUUUUACCUGUAUUUAACACAUUUGUGAUGGCAAUGUGAUAUUGACUGGAAUAUUGUGUGCAUAGAGGAACUUUUAUUUUGUAAAAACUGACAUUCCAGAAACAAGGGAUUGUGCUGCUGCA